AUGGCCAAACGUAAAAAGUCCACCAAAAAGUCAACAACCACUACUACAAACUCUCAACAAGAACAACCGUUAGAUUCACUAGACUACUCCGAUGACAUUCUUCUUCAAUCAACAGACAAAAUAACACCAUUUGUUGCAAUUCAUCAGAAUAAUUUAUUACAAUCAAGUUCGGCUCCUGAUAUAAAUGAAGCUUUUAGUGAAGAAUCGAGUCAUCAUCAUGUUAAGGAACAACAUGAAAGUAAAUUACUAGAUACUAUUAAUAAAGUUGAUCCGGAUUAUGCUCCACACCUUCAUCACCAUCAUCACGUGAAGGAACAUCAUGAAUUUGUCACUUCUCAAGAUCCACCUCAUGUUUAUUAUGUUGGUGGCGAUGAGGAUAUUAUUGAUGAUGAGGAUGAGGAUGAAUCUGCAAAACUCUACAAUAAGGACGGAGAGGAUGAAGUUCAAGCAGUUGAUGUAACAAAACGAUAUGAAAGAAAACAAAGUCUAAAACAAAGAUUGAAGAACUUUUCGAUAAGAGACAUUAUUGUGAAAUGGAGAUACUCAAUUGUGUAUUCUUUAUAUUUAUUAUUUAUGAGUGCACUUGCUGCCUUUUUAUUUGGAUGGUCAAUUUACAAGAGAGGAAAAAUUGAAGAAAUUUGGUUUUUAGCUUUGGAAGGUUUUUGUACUUUUGCAAUUUGUUAUGAAUGUGUUUUGAGCAUAUUUUUAUAUAAGAGACAAUUUUACAAGAAACUCAUUGUUUGGUGCAAUUUAUUCGUUUCCAUAUCAGCAAUUGUAAUUUUCUCAUUGCUUCUUUAUUGUUUCAUUGAGAAGGAGGAGAAUUACUUUUGGAAUAACGUUGCUUUCGCUCAGGAAGCCGUCAUUGGUUUGCAUUGUUGCGUAAAUGCAUUCAGAAUUAUUGUAUAUAUUUUACAAAUUAGAAGAGGAGGAGGUAUUGUAAGAAAUAACUUUAUUGUGCUUGAUGUGACAAACAAUGAUAAUACUGGUGCCUCUCCAUCAGCAGCUCACUUGGCUGAAACUACUGAACACCGUUACGGAACUUCUCAAGUUUAA
Molecule: messenger RNA, 1053 nt
Organism: Naegleria gruberi
Lineage: Eukaryota; Heterolobosea; Eutetramitea; Acrasida; Naegleriidae
Exons: 2
Coding region: 1-1053 (350 amino acids)
Source: RefSeq, a predicted model, not a curated record